Molecule: messenger RNA, 147 nt
Organism: Aspergillus niger
Lineage: Eukaryota; Fungi; Ascomycota; Eurotiomycetes; Eurotiales; Aspergillaceae
Exons: 2
Coding region: 1-147 (48 amino acids)
Source: RefSeq, a predicted model, not a curated record
AUGGGCCUGGAUAAACGGUGCAAUGCGAGUGCAAGUGUAAUGUGGAGGGUCCAGGGUCGUUAUUUAGCUGCGCUGGAGACCCAUCCUUCAGUCAGAGGAGUUGUCCACCAGCUAGCUAUUCCGGAACAGAUUAAGGGUAGGAAAUAA